Molecule: messenger RNA, 751 nt
Organism: Haliotis rubra (blacklip abalone)
Lineage: Eukaryota; Metazoa; Mollusca; Gastropoda; Lepetellida; Haliotidae
Exons: 1
Coding region: 36-584 (182 amino acids)
Biological process (GO): regulation of DNA-templated transcription
Molecular function (GO): DNA binding
Source: RefSeq, a predicted model, not a curated record
GUUCUUGACUCUACUGGUAGCUGUUUACCUCGAAGAUGGAAACCAUUCACCGUGAGAGUUGUGAUAACGAGGUCCUGGUAACACUUCCAAAUCCCAGAUGCCAUUUACAUCUGGGGGACGACGUCUAUGUGACAGCCAAGACAUGGAAUGGAAAACUAGAAAUUCAUGUGAGGAAGUACGAAGUGUACCCGAGUGGCAAGACCUACCCAACCAAACGAGGCAUCGUGCUUACCUUGAAACACUGGCUGGAAGUGUCUAGUGUUCACAUGCAGCUGAAACAGCAGGGAAGGUACUCACACGUCCAUGUUGGAGGGAACAUGUACGCUUCCUGGGACGACAAUGGUAUUGAUGUGCGACAGUGGGAGAAUGAUCAGAAAAGUGGUAGAGUGAUACCUACCAACCAAUGUAUUCUGUUGUCCCUAGAUCAGUGGGAAAAGCUGGUAGAUUGUGUAAGAGUCAUGUCAGACUUUGUGCCAGAACUGAAGGACAGGGUACCCUGUAUGCUUCAGGACGAUCAUCAAAACCAGAUGGGGUACCUCCAGUGUUCCUUUUGCAACCCUAGUGACUACAGUUACUGGGUGUAAAGCCAUUCUUGGUUUAGACGCUGUACUGUGUGGACGUGUUACCAUUGGUCUGGGGUAUCAUGGAUGUGUGUGGACAUUACCCAUUCGACAAGACUGUCGUUGCAGAUUGCUGUGCAAUCAAGACUGAAUGGACUUCAUUCCAGAAAAGACUCGAUUCGUUUAAAGAC